UCAAUGGCCGUCAGCUUCAUCCAAAAUGAUCCAGAGAAUGUUACCCGAGAUAAGUUUACAGAUAUAUGGCUUUAACAUUGUGAAAGCAUGAUGCAGUGGCACAAAGCCGAUAGGAGUCGCAGAUAUGGAGUCGCUGUCUACAACUUCCAUCUGGACCGACGUCCCUGUCUGAAGCUGAGUGUGGGUGAAUCUGUGCACAUCUUAGAAGAGACUGAAGGAUGGUACUGGGGCUACACCACGCGGAACAAGAACCAGCGAGGGGUAUUUCCCAAAACCUAUGUACAUAUAAAGGAAGCAGCUGUGCUUACUACAGGCUCACUUGAGACCAUUGCACCAAAGGAGCUGCCAUUGUCCCAGGAGAUCAACUCUGUACUACGAGAAUGGCAUGUUAUGUGGAAACAGUACUUUGUGGAAAGAAAUCAGGAUUUUGGAAAAAUCAUGGAGAUGAUGCAAGAACUAAUUCACUGGCGACGCAAAAUAAUGUCGAGGAAGUUGACCGCGGAGGAGCUCCGAGACUUACAGCAGAAGAUAUCGUCAAAGAUUGAUCUGGGGAACGACAUGCUUGGCCUUGACCUUGUUGUCCGAGACGAUCAGGGAAAUGUCCUAGACCCCGAGUCAACCAGUGCUAUUAAUCUCUUCAAACAGCAUGAACUUGCAGCUGAUCGAAUCAAAGCAGAAAAGGUAAACACUGGCAAGGAGGAAGGACUCAAUCUCACAUGGCCACACACUUUUAACCUUUUUGUCAAACUUAGAAAUUUUGUUUGUCGGAUCGGCGAGGAUGCAGAUAUCUUGAUGAGCCUUUAUGAUGCCAAAUUUGGAAAAUUUAUCAGUGAAAAUUAUGUAGUGAAAUGGGCCAAGGGAGGAGGGGUACCAAAGAACUUAGAAAUGCUGAACAAUUAUAAAGUGGUGUUCACGGACUUAGGUGCUAAAGACCGACAGCGAGAAAAAGUAUUUUUAGUUUUUCAAAUUGUAAGAAUAGGGGUCAUGGAUACGAAAGAUGUAGACGACAAGAAACAAACGAAAGGGCUGAAGCGACCAUUUGGAGUAGCAGCCCUGGAUAUAACAGAAAUCAUGAAUGGCAAACAGGAGUGUUCAGAGGAGACACAGCAUUUCAUACCAUUUCAGCAGUGUGGAGAAAAGGAGGCGAUGGAAAGCUUGAUUCGGAAGGUGGUCGUUGCCAAGGAUAUUAACCAUAAAGGACAAGGUGUAUGGGUUUCUAUGAAGAUCCUGUCUGGUGACCCUAAACAAGUGCGAGAAGACUUUCCACACCUUGUUGGCCAGAACACACCUGUGUCUCGUAAGAUGGGUUUCCCAGAAGUCAUCAUGCCAGGUGACGUACGAAAUGACAUCUACAUCACAAUCAAGCAGGGAGAAUUCACACGCGGACCAACGAAAACAGCCGACAAAAAUGUAGAGGUCACAAUGGUCGUCUGUAACAAAAACCUGGAGAAAUUAAAGGCUGUUAUCAGCCAUGGAUGUGGAGGGGAACUGAUGACGGAGUACAGGACUAUGGUUUACUACCAUGAGGACAAACCCAAGUGGUAUGAGACUGUCAAGGUGGCUAUAUCCACAGAAGAAGAAUUUAGAGGAUUGCAUCUUAAGUUCUUGUUUAAACAUAAGUCAACAAGUGAAAACAAGGACAGAGCAGAGCGGCCAUUUGCUAUGUCUUUUGUGAAACUGAUGAACAAGAACCACACAACAUUAGCCGACACUGAUCAUAACCUGUUGGUGUAUAAGAUUGAGAGAAAACAUGAUGACAGUGACCCAUAUCUUGACCUGCCCUCGACACGAGAUGUUCUAGAUUCCCAGGACAUCCAGAAGGGAAGCAAGAUACCACUGUUCUCCGGGCCCUUCACACUCAACCAGAGGGACAGUUUCAUGGUCAACACAUUUGUCUGCUCCACCAAACUCACACAUAAUGUUGAUCUCCUGGGAUUGUUAAAAUGGCAGGAGAUGUUGAACGACACGUCUGUACUGCGGACUCACCUCGACAAACUGAUGCAUGUAGAUGGAGAGGAAAUAGUCAAGUUCCUACAGGAUCUCCUUGACUCUUUGUUCAACAUUCUGAUUGAGACAAACAUUUCUGAGAUGUAUGAUAACUUGGUGUUUGAGGCAUUGGUACACAUCAUUGGCCUGAUCUCAGACAGGAAGUACCACCAGUUCCGGCCUGUUCUGGAUGCCUAUGUAACCACCUCAUUCAGCUUUGCCAUGGCCUAUGAGAAACUGAUGUUGAUCCUGCGAGACUACGUUGACAGGGCCAUGGAGGUGAAUCAGAAAGUGUUGAUUAGAGCCAUGAAGUCACUGGAAUACCUCUUCAAGUUCAUAGUGCAGUCUAGGAAUCACUUCUCUGUGUUGAAUGAUGGCCGAGGUAAACAGCUGUUUGAGCUACAGAUGAAACAGUUAAUCCAGGCCAUCAGUGGUAUGAUGUUAUACACCAGUGACAACACACUCCUAGCCCAGGGCUCAGCUCUGAAGUACCUGUGCUCCGCUAUACCUGACAUCAUGCAUGUGUUUGACCCACUGGAGCUCAGUAAAUUGAUGGUAGAAUUCAUCAACAAUGUGCCAAAAGAACGACUGACGAAACAGAAGUUGAAGUGUAUAGAUGACCUUGUAUAUAGUGUGUUAUUUAAAUCAGCAGAUUGCCGUGCUAUCUUGCUGCCUAUGAUUCUGAAACACACAGGUCCUUUACUGGAGGAUCAGGAGGAACUGGAGGAUUGUGUAAAUGUACUCAGCAAUGUCAUGGAUCAGAUGCAUGACAAGAGCACGGGCCCCCACAGCAAUGAUAUAGGUCUGAUCAUGAAGGAAAACCUGAGGAUUGUGAUCCGCUCAGCUGUGUGUAUGGACAAGACUUCCAAAGAGGCGAGAAGAACCGAGAGUCGCUGUGUGGCUGUCCUGAUGUCCAUACUGAGAAAGAUGACAGAGAACCACUACCUUCAUUAUAUCCGGGAGUUUUCCUUCCUCACUGACUUACAGGACUUCCUCAUGGAGAUCCUUACGCUGUUCCAGGUCCUCAUCAAAGAAAAUGUGUUUGCACGUGACUGGCUAGCCAUGAUCAUGCUUCAGAACAGCAUCAUUCUCCGAGCUUUGAGGUUCUUUGCCCAGACUAUCUGUGAAAAGUUCACUUCAUCAUUUGAGGAACAGUUGUGGAGCUGUUUCUUCCAUUGUGCAAUAGCCUUCCUCACGCAGCGCCAUCUACAGCUGGAGCAGUUCUCCGUCUCCAAGCGCAACAAAAUUGUGUCAAGGUACAGUGACAUGCGACGUGAAAUGGGAUUUGAAAUACGUCAGAUGUGGUCAAGAUUAGGAGUGAACAAGAAAUACUUCAUCCCUACUCUAGUGGAGCCAAUCCUUGAGAUGACGCUGGUUCCAGAACUAGAGUUGCGAAAGGCCACUAUUCCUAUUUUCUUUGACAUGAUGCAGUGUGAGUUUACACAGGUAGAUCCAGUCACCAGAAAGAUCAAAGGCAACUUUGACCAGACGGAAAACGAGCUCAUCAUGAAACUGGAUGCCCUGGUGGAGGGAGGUUAUGGAGACGAGGAGUAUAUGGAUCUCAUCUACGAUAUAUUACAUCGAAUGUGCAAUGGUAAUGACGGGAUGCGGCAGCAGGGUCUGGCAUUUGUGGAUGUGAUCAAAAGACUAUUGCAGCGCCUCCUGGAGUACCGCAAGAUCAUUCAGUACGAGAGUAAGGAGCACAGAAUGAACUGUAUAGUGAACUUACUCAACUUCUACCACGACAUUGAUCGCCAGGAGAUGUACAUCCGCUACCUGUACAAGCUCUGUGAUCUUCACAUUGAGUGUGACAACUACACUGAGGCAGCUAAUACCCUUAUGUUACAUGUCAACCUUCUACAGUGGUCAGAUGAUAACCUGCCCCUCAUGCUCCAGAGUAACUGGUACCCGAACGUCCACACCCACCGCGGACUCAAGGAGAUGCUCUACUACGAUAUCAUCUCCUACUUUGACAAGGGCAAGAUGUGGGAGAAGGGUAUCUUGCUGUGUAAGGAGUUGGUUCAUCUGUACGAGAGCGAGCUGUUUGACUACGAGAGACUCAGCGUGAUACUGCGCCGACAGGCCGACCUGUAUAGCUGUAUCAUAAAGGAGUUGAGAGCAGACCCCGAGUAUUUCAGGGUCGGCUACUUCGGGCGCGGAUUCCCCGCAUUCGUACAGAACAAAGUGUUCAUAUACCGUGGCAAGGAGUAUGAGAGGCUGUCUGACUUCAAUGCCAGGAUGUUAAGCAUGUUUCCAAAUGCUGAGAUCCUGAAGUCCCUGUCACCUCCAACAGAGGACAUGAAGGAAUCCAAGAAGCAGUUUCUACAGGUCAAUGCUGUGACCCCUGUCCUGGAGUUAAAGGAUAGAUUUGUCAACAAACCAGUCAGCGAAAGGAUUCUAAAGUAUUACAACGUAAAUGAAGUGACUAAGUUCAUGUACUCACGGAGGAUGGAUGAGAGUAACAGCGAUAUCACAAAAAUGUGGCUAGAGAGGACAACAAUGGUAUCGUCUCACUCACUGCCAGGGAUAUUGUGUUGGUUUCCUGUUGUCACGACAACCAUGUACCAGGUGAGCCCUCUAGAGAAUGCUAUAGAGACACUUGAUGCCACCAACAAAAAGAUCAACCUCCUCAUAGAGCAACACACGACCGACCCCACCCAGAGUGCGUCCAGUCUGGGCAUGUUACUUAACGGUGUAGUGGACGCUUCGGUCAACGGAGGAAUCACCAAUUUUAAGAUAUUUUACUCUGACGAUUAUGGAGAAUCAGAAAAAGACAUGAAUCUUGUCAUCAAGCUGAAGGAGUUAACUUGUAAUCAGAUGAUCCUUCUCAGAGAGGCCUUGAACAUCCACAAAAAGAAAGUAACUGAUGAUCUAAAGCCUUUCCAUCUUCACAUGGAGCAGAGGUUCGAGGAGAUGUGUAAUCUCAUCAAACAGGAGUACAGUCUCAAGCCCCCAGAAAGUGCCUACAUGAGCACACUGAAGAGAUACAAGUCUAUGUCUGCCGUCAGCCUUAGUCGUGUCAGCGAGGCCUUCCUCACGAUGCCCUCAGACAAACAAAGGGUGUACUACAGAAGAAGUAACUACCCUGCUUCGGCCAGCAAGACGAUCCAGCCAGCCUCGCGAUCUCCAUCUGUGUGGGUGAAGGGUGACAAAUCCACCGGCUCUCCCUCGCCAAGCAAAGGCCUACAAAAAGUCAGCAACUUGGGUAUAUUUAAGCGAACGUCUGUAGCAGCCUCCUCUGACCACAGUAGUGAAGGCAGUAACAGCAAUAGGAACUCGCUUGAAGUUGCCUCCAUCAUUGAGUUGAAUGAGCAGGAACUGACGUUUCUUUCGUCAGGAAAUCAACGGAGAACUAGAUUGCCUAGUUAUGGUGACAAGAUCACACCCAAGCGACCUCUGCGCCCAGAGAACAACGAGAAGCGGCAGAGUCGAACAUACUCAAACCAGUUCAAAACGGAAUCCUUCACCACGCUUAAUAUCAGUACCAACAGUCUGGCCUCCAAUAAUACAGACACGAACAGCAGUAGUGACCAGGAGCAGACGGACACUUUGUUAGAGCCGCCACAGUUACCAGAGAAACACAACACCUGUUCAGAUUACUCCAACCUCUCCAACGACAUUCCAGAGUUAGCUGUGUCUCGUAACUCCUCUGCAGGUGUACCUGGACAUCGAAAAUCCAAGAUAUGGAUCAUGGAAUGGCAGUUUGUUUUAACAGGAAUGACCUUGUGUUCCUCUGCCCUCUCUACCUAAGGAGGAAGAUUUGGCACCCCCGCCUGUGCCCAAAAAACACACCACACCAAAGAUUAACAACAACCUCUCUGUCGACUGAUGCUUAUCUCCCUUUGAAUGACCUCUUCUCACAUUCUGUAGGAAUUCUUCAUUCUACUUGCUGUGUGCUCGGCAUGUACAGUGAAGAUGGUUGUUGAGAGCCUGCUGUUUUCCAGAAAGAAUUUCUUGGACUGUGCAUGAAGACUAGCUGUUCUUUAAAUCUGUGAUAGCUGAACCUUUACAAAAAGCUACUUCAGAAGUUUGUCUUUCAUGUCUCGCUUGAAUCUUCCAAGACAAAAUAAUUUUCCAGUAUGAUUUUAUAAUACUUACUUCCAGAUACAUUGCUUUUGGGGUAGUUUCAUGUUUUACAGUAUCUUGGUGAAAAUCGUUUUGUACUUCACCAGUCAAAAACAGCUCAUUAGGUUUUCUUAUUUAAUGUAUAAUGCACAAUGUAUAAGACUUCAAACGAACAUUUUAUCUUUCUGACAGAAAUGAGUAAUUGAAAUUCUAAAAGAUUACAUACUGUACAUACCCCUUAACUUAUCAUGUUAGUCCUAAUCUUUGUCAACUGAUUCAACUAACUCAGUCUAAAUAUCACUCCAUGUGUUCUAUAGUAUAAUAACACUCUGAAACUGAUGUUAAUAUCUUAAAAUUCCUGAUAUUAAACUGUGUAGAAGUUUGACUUGCACCAUUGUUGUGUUCAAGGUGUAAUUAAGAAACAAUGUUAUGAGCAGUUAUUUCUUAAAAACACUCCAUGCUAGUAAUGGCGGCGGUGAGUCAGAGUUUGCCAUCCUCUUUACACCCACAUGAUGUUAUAAUGUAGAACUUAUUACAGAUAUAAAAGACUUAAUCAAGCCUAGACUUAGCUGUAAUGUCACUUUUUUAUACCUAUAACUUGUAGUACUUACUAUUGGGGAGAGCUAUCUUCCCUGAUGGUGUUAUAGUUGAUCAAAUCACUCAGUGCAUCUUUGUUCCAAACUUCACAUUUAGUGAGAGUCUACAGCUGUGAAUUGCUACCUAAGCCCAAGUAACAUUCAAGGAAGUGCAAAGAUAAAAAGACUUUAAUUAAUCGUAGACUUAUACAUGUAAUGUAUCUUUUUAUAUUUUACAUCUGUACCUUGUAAUACUUACUGUUUGUUGUGUAUGUGAUGUAUAGAUGUGAAAGUGUUAUCUAGUAUAACUGGUAUCCUGUAUCAUAAAGGGUACCGAUUUGUAUAUAUGGACUUUACCCUGGUCUGUCGAGAGGUAUAAUAAGCCUCAUUGGAUCUUGGGUGUUUAGGCAAUUUAACAUCAAAUUGUUCUCAAUACCGAUUGAGGCUUAUACUCCAUAAACCUCAACGAAACAGAAUUAAGUCCAUAUAUUUACAUUUGGUGCAAUUUUCAUAUUUUUCAAAAAAAAUUGUAAGACAUCAGACUUGAGCAAGUCCAAAACCACAUAUGUGCCAGACCAUGUGACAUCAUCACUCGCUAUGUGACAUUGCCCUGGUAAGAUAAAUUGCUGUUUUGUGUUGAUUUCAACUUUGAAACAACACGACAUAUAAAUACAGGUUAUUUCAAUCGGAAACUUCUCGGAAAGACAAAUUGAAAAUAAUUCAUAAAUGGGACUACUGAGGGAAGCAGUUUGCUCUCAUAUUUAUUCGACAACUGGAAAGUUAAUUGAAAAGUAAACCUAAAUAUUAACUGCUUUAGAAGGUAUAUUGAGCCCAAGUUCAGUAGAAAUGUAAAUAUUGUAUCAUACAGGAUACUGUUACUUAUAAGAUGUAAAGCUAACAUUCCCACUGUAAUGUCUUACUGAAAUCUAUCCAUGUAUAUGUGGUUACAUUUGUGAGUAUAGUCCUAGAAUGUAUGUGUAUAGGAAGCUGUUUUACAUUUUUGAAAUUAUGAUGUUUUGUAAUAUGUCCUGAACUUUUUCAAAUGGGAUCACAAAUAUUCAGAGAUUCUCCAUGUUUGAACCAAAUUCUUGUUAUUGGUCAGAAAAAAAUCUUUUGACAACUUUGAAAUUCUGAGACAAUCAAAAAGAUACUGGUGCCAGAGUUAUGUCCCUUCGCUGGUCUCAUACAGAUAUGCCAGAGUUAUGUCCCUUCCAGUGAAGCACUAUGAUUGCAGUUGCAAACAGUGUCAACGAGAUUACUCAUUGAAGAAAUGGUCUGUGAGUAGUGUUUUUCUGACAGGGUGUGGUACAUAUUGAUAAGAUUGGUGUCACUUGUAUCGAAAUAGAGGGCUUUGUAAUAUCGCAUCAAGUGAGUAAAACACUUACCCGAGUAACUAUUGGUAGUAAUGAGCUUACUGGUAAAUCACUGAUGAUACAGGUCAUAUAGACCUUUUGAUUUAUUUUAAAAUCAUGAUAAAUAACAUUGUCAAAAACAAUAUUUGUCUUUGUUCGAAUUUUGGAGGAUUUGUGUUAAGUAUGUGGACAACAAUAUUUCUUUUUCUAAUUUUGGAAGAUUUUCGUAAAAUCAGAUAUCCCAAAAACAGCAUAUUAAUUGACGAAUUUGUAUCCAUUCUUGCCAUUGUAUGAUUUGUAGUAACAAAAUUUAGAUAAAAUUCUCUGAAACCAAACUAUAACUGUGACUGGACUGACGGUCCUGCUGAUUCCUUGUAUAUGUUAUAAACAAUAUUUCAGUAUCAGAAUAUUGUUCCUAUUGUGUAUGUAUCUAUACAUUAUAUUUAAUAUAUUUAAAAUCAGUGUCUGUUGUAGACACCCUAUUGCUUACAUGUAGGCUAUGUGUUCAAUAGCUUUAUUCAGAUCAUUUAAAUCUUUGUACUUUGAACAAUGUUAUAAAAGUAGAAUAUAGAAACAGAAACUUCUACAAUCUGAAUUGUUUAUUAAGAAAUUCAUGUUUAGAAUUUUCAUGUACCGGUAUUUCUCACUCGAUUUAGAAACCAAAUUGUCUAGACAGUAAGACACAGAUUUUACCAACAUCUGUCAUAUUUGUAUGAUAGAUAAGUGGAAAUUAUUUGGUGCAUAUGUCCCUUGUUUGAUUUGCUACAUUGUAAAUGUUCCCCGAGAAUGAAAUUUGAUUGGAUGAUCAUUGGAAUUAAUGUGUAACUUAGUCAUGAUAAAGCAGUGUGGAAUUGUGUAGAUCAGUCAAUUUCAGGAAAAUUUCAUCGUUACUUUACUGACAACCUAUUCCACACAGGGGGAAAAAAUCAGUUACACACAGUGUGAUCCAUAAUACACUUUUCUUGGAUGAUCCCCCCCUCCCAAAAAAGUCUAAUAAGGUGAAAGUGAAUUGGUCUACAGUUCCAGGUGCAUCAUGGGUAGAAUUGUGUGCGAUAAUAAGUCGCAACAUGACUGUUCCUAAAUGGUAUACCAGGUGGUAAGAACUGAUAUAUUAACAUACAAACAAUGUUAGAAUCAGACAUUAAUUGUUUUCCAUGUUUUCUAGUCAAACUGUAGAAGGCAUUAUGAAAUAUAUGUUUCAGAGUGUGUAAAUAUGGCAGAAUGGGAGACUGAUUGGAAGUCUCCUCGCUUUUUAUAUGUUUUAGAGUUUUGUAAAUAUGAAGGAUGAGAUAUUUGUAAAUAUUGAAUACUGAGAUAUUACAUUUUUAGAUCUCCUCACUCGGCAAGUCUCGGAGAUUGUAAUAACUACUGGACGGUAUGGCAGUUGACCAUGUCGUUGCUAUAAGUGGCCUUCAAUGCUCCAAUGCAUACUGUUUAGGCUUCCAUGUCAUGAGCGAUUGUUUGUUGCUUGUGUUUGAUCUGAUCAUAUCUUGAAAAUAAACUUGUCAAAUAUUGAAUUUUCAGUAAUAUGAAAGGUUUUCCUUGGACUAAAAUAUGACUGUAAUUUCUUGCGCUUUUCAACAAUGCCUACUGACCCCUCGCCCUUCCCCCCCAUAGCUGAGGAAUUACCCCGGUUACAAAAGGCAUAAGCCGUUAUACAAUAAUGUAUGUGCCAACGAUCUGUCACUCUUCCAGGGGUCCUACAUCAGAGUCUGCACUUGGCCUGGCAGAAUGAACCAAUUAAACAAUAAACCAUUUCAUUUUAAAAUGUUCAUGUGUGAAUCCCCCCUCCCCCCACUAUUGUGUUGAAUACAUAAUGUAUGUGGCAGGUGUAAGGGUUCAAAGUGGCUGUCUGAGGGCAAGUAGUUGGAGAAAACUAUUGAAAAUUCAAUUUCUUAAUUGGAUUCAAAGAAUCUUAAUUAAUCUUGAGUAUUUGUGUAUGGUCUGUAGCAGCUACAUAGUGCUGCCUUUUGUAAUGUUUAUAAAACUGUGCCAAUAUAACUUGUACUAGUACAUAUACACCAAGUACAUGUGUCAGGAAGGAAGAAGAGUAUCUCCGUUAGUAACGGCUAUACUCUCAGACACCGAGAAGUUUGAAAAGAAAAUUAGUGUGGCUUUCAUACUAAAGAAAUCUUUAACUUCAAAUAAAAAAAAUCUUGCAUAUAAAAUGUAUAUUGUGAUAGUAAUAUUUACAAGGACUAUUUAUAUUUCUGCUGUACUAUUUAUGUAUGGUGUUUUUCUGUACAUUAUAAUGCCCCACUUUUAACUGUUGCUUUGUAAAACAUUAAUCUUACAGGUGCUUUGUUUUAUCAUCAGUCGGCUCCUCAUUAUCUAUGAUCAUUUUGUACAGUGUUUUAUCAUUACGGAAUCUAAUAAAGCAACAUUUCUGAUGAAUUUGCUAUAUAUAUCUGCUAGCAGAUGUUUAUUUUUCACAUAUAUUGUAAUAAAUUUGUUAGCGGUCAGCUAGCUGAUAUUAUUGUCGUGCAGAUUUUGCCUGGCGGCAUUUUUUAUUUUUGUAUAUAUAUGGAGCUGUGGGCCAUACCUGUUUUAUGGUAAGAGCUUGGCAGUGUGUACUACAUCAAUAAAUAUCUACAUACAUAUGUU
This is a messenger RNA of Mizuhopecten yessoensis (Yesso scallop), 10582 nucleotides long. RefSeq names its product dedicator of cytokinesis protein 1-like. Gene Ontology annotation, cellular component: plasma membrane; cytoplasm. Gene Ontology annotation, biological process: small GTPase-mediated signal transduction; cell migration. Lineage: Eukaryota; Metazoa; Mollusca; Bivalvia; Pectinida; Pectinidae. The transcript is spliced from 56 exons. The record is from RefSeq and is a predicted model, not a curated record. Bases 88 to 5736 code for a protein of 1882 amino acids. Gene Ontology annotation, molecular function: small GTPase binding; guanyl-nucleotide exchange factor activity.